AUGUUUCUUGACGUUGGCCAAAUUUGUGGAGAGGUCGCGCCGACUGGCGCUACUCCAUCUUUCCUCUCCCCUCAUUAUUGCAGAAAAUUAAAAUAUUUAUUUAAAAGAAUAUUGGUUAAAAAAAUUAGUUUUGUAAACAUUUUACCAAUUUAUAAAAGGCCAUCCUUAGCGUCUUGUUAUCGCUAUUUUGAAUAUUUUUUUCCUUUAUUUCCAUUCAUUAAAAAAAAAAUUCAUUCUCCCUUUAUUAAUACUGCCACAUUUUCGAUAAGCAUGCUUAAGAUGGGACCACAGGCUUUCAAUUUGGUUCGUAUGUGCUCCUUGAGCAUUAACAAACCCAACAGAGUGGUUUACCACUUCAUGGCAAGAUCCAAAUUUAGCAACGGCUUCGGGGUAAGAUGGAUAACCAUCGUUAACAAUGAUAGAUCCGGGCACAACAUGUUUUUUGAACAUAUCUAG
Vairimorpha ceranae is the source of this 456-nucleotide messenger RNA. RefSeq lists its product as hypothetical. The coding region runs from base 1 to 456 and encodes 151 amino acids. Lineage: Eukaryota; Fungi; Microsporidia; Nosematidae. The transcript has a single exon. The record is from RefSeq and is a predicted model, not a curated record.